GGAGGGCGGGGGCGCGCGCGGCGCUGGUGGCGCUGCCUGCACGCGCCGUUGCCUGCACGGAGCGCGGCGGCGGCAGCGGCGAGCAGCAGCAGCGGCAGCAGCAGCAGCGGGAGCCACCGGCGCGCACGGCGAUGCCCGCUCUGCUCCCGCCGCUGGCCGCCCCCUGAAGACACCCCUCUGUAUUUCCCCCCCCCUCCCCUCCGCUCUCCAGCGACCUCAGGCUCUUCCCCCCCUUCCCCUUCCCCCCCUCCCCUUCUUUUUCCCUUCCCUCCCCCCCCCCCGCCUCUUUAUCCUCCUUUUUUGCGACCCUCCGCACCCUCCCGGUUGCCGUGUGGAUGCGGCCCGGGGUGCCUGGCUGCGCGGGUGGCGAGAGCAGAUGCUGAGGGGCCGGAGGAGGAUGGAGUGCACCCUCGAUGCGCAGAGUUUGAUCAGUAUUUCCCUGCGGAAGAUCCACAGCUCCCGCACGCAGCGAGGCGGCAUCAAGCUCCACAAGAACCUGCUCGUCUCCUAUGUGCUCCGCAACGCCCGGCAGCUCUACCUGAGCGAGCGCUACGCCGAGCUCUACCGCCGCCAGCAGCACUACCCCGACGGCGCUCCGCUCCUCGCCAUGCCCGCCUGCCCGCCGCCCGCCGCCGCCGCCCCGCCGGAGCUGGCGGCGCUCCCGCUGCCCGCCGACACGCAGGACCGCGAGGCGCGGAGCUGCGCGGCGGCGCGGGGCGGUGCGGAGCUGCUGGAGGUGCCGGUGUGCGCGGCGCCCCCGGAGCUGCAGCGAGCGCCCUGCAGAGACUCGUCCCCGGGCUUUUACCGGGCCGCCGGUAGCGCCGGUCCCGGCGGUGGCGGCGGCAGCAGCGCGCCCCCAGGGCUGCUCUACGCCGCCGGCUGUGACUUCGGGAGCGGCGGGGCGCCGCACUGUAGCAGCCGCACCACGGUGCUGGAUUUGGACACUCACGUCGUGACCACGGUGGAGAACGGGUACUUGCACCAGGACUGCUGCUCGCAGUGCCCCUGCUGCUGCCAACCGGCACCGGGGCUCGCCUCCCUGCCGCCCACGCCGGGCACCAAGCGCAAGUAUUACCCGGGGCAGGAGGAGGAAGAGGAGGGGGUGGAGGAAGGGGAGCCGGGGGGAGGCGGGGUGGCGGGCGGCCCCCCCUUCGCCCCGUGCACCAAACGCGCCCGUUUCGAGGAGUACAGCGCCGAGCACCCCCAGGACUCUUCCAACAUCUCCAACUUGAUCUCCAUCUUCGGCUCCGGUUUCACGGGGCUGGUGAGCCGGCAGCAGGCGGACUCGGAGCAGCCCCUCAACGGGCAGCUGUGCAGCAAGCAGGCGCUGGCGAGCCUGGGAGCCUGGACUCGGGCCAUCGUCGCGUUUUAGAGAGGAGCGGGGAGCAAAAGGGAGGGGGGGGCGGGUGUGUGCGUGUUUGCAAAACGGGGGUGCGAUCCGAGGGACAGCGGUUC
Molecule: messenger RNA, 1455 nt
Organism: Harpia harpyja (harpy eagle)
Lineage: Eukaryota; Metazoa; Chordata; Aves; Accipitriformes; Accipitridae
Gene: IER5L
Product: immediate early response 5 like
Exons: 1
Coding region: 377-1372 (331 amino acids)
Source: RefSeq, a predicted model, not a curated record